CAGACCCGUCCAGGACCAAGGGAUUACUGGGGAGGGGCGUCUUCACUUUCCAAGUGGGGCCACUGGCUCGGAAGCAGGAUGUGAAUAUCUGUCCCCGCGCAUUCGCGAGUGGAGAAGAGGUCGACGAGUGCGUGGUGGGUCCCCGAGCUGCACGCGUUGUCGUGUACCUGGAUGCACCUGGGCGCACCUGGACGUGCCCCUCUCCGUGUGUGUCCUGUGCAGCAGCGAAAAUCUCUCUGGUUCCACUUUUCCUUUUUUUUUAGGCCACAAAUCAGGUCGUGUCCCUCCCUCCUUCCAGGAAGCCCUGGUUAAAUUGGUCCACCACUGCUUGCAUGGUCUUGCCCCUGCCGGCCACCUCCCUCCUGACCUCACUGCCCCUCCCCUUCUGUUCCUGGCUCCUCACCUUUCAGCUGCACUGACCCUCUCAAGGAUUUUAAACGUCAAGAGCAAGCUCAUUCUUUGCAUUUCCUGUACCCCCCACCUGGGCUGCCCUCUCUCCAAAUCUUUGUGUAACCGCCUCCUUCUCUUACCGAGGACUCCGCUCCAGGGGCACCUCGUGGGGGUGGCCUUCCUGAACACCCUGUUUAAAGUAGCCUGUCGCGUCCCUCCUUACCAAAAAAAAAAAAAAAAAAACCUGUUGCCAGGGAGUCGAUUCCAACUCAUGGCGAUCCGUUACGCAUUACAAAGUAGAACUACUCCAUAGGGUCCUCUUGGUUGUCAUCUUAUAAAAGCAGAUUGCCAGGCCUUUCUCCCGAGGUCCACAGGGUGGGUUCGAACCACCAACUGUUUGUGCCACCCAAGAAUCACACCUCCCUGUUUAAUCCUUCGUUGAUUACCCUUAGAAAUUCUUUUCUCCAUUCUUUGUGUGCUGGUUUGAUGUCUGACUCGUCCACCAAAAGGUAAGGUUGGGGGAGGGCAGGGCCUUUGUCUCCUUCCUCACUGUGUCUCCAAGGUCUAGAACAGAGCCUGGCACACAAUAAGGGCUCAACCAAUCACGGUUUGUCCAAUGUUGAGUAGGAGACCCCAUGUCUGUCUAUGUCCUUGUUGUCUGCAAGUAGGUGGCCAUCCCCCUGUACCUGUGCCGACGUGUGUAUCCUCUGACACAACACCGGCAUGAAAACCCCCCUCUCCCUCUUCCCCGUGGAGUCCCUGGGUGGUGCAAAUGGUUAAGAGCUCAGCUACUAAUCAAAAGGUUGGAUGUUUGAGUCCACCCAGAGGCACCUCAGAAGAAAGGCCUGGCAAUCUACUUCCAAAAACUCAGCCAUGGAAAACCCUAUGGAGCACAGUUCUACUCUGACACACAUGGGGUCACCAUGAGGCGGAAUCAACUCAACAGCAUCUGGUCUGGUCUCUAGUCUCUUCCUCAUGUUUCCCCUCCCCCAUCCCAGAUCCAGCCCCUUUCCUCUUUCCCCUGCCCAAAUAUUCAGAAAUUAUCCCAAAGGACCCAGAGGCAGGCGGCUGGCUGAGCUGGCCUUUGGCUGACCUGUGCUCCAUCUGAGCUCUCCAAAUGUCCAACAACCUUGGCAGUGACCCACUUCUGUCUCCCCAGUAAGCAAGGUAUGGGUCAGAGGGACCAGGGAUUAGGCGACUCUAUGACUGAGGAGGCCAGGCCCAGCUGACAAACAGGAGGUGUACAGGUAUCCAGGAGACACACCUGGUGCUCAGGUAUGCAGUGCCUGGAGCCAACUCCCUGCCCAGUGCCCCACCCCUAAAGUCACAGAGGGCUGGUCUGGGAACUUCGUGGCCCUGCCAGGCCCUCAGCCAGGCUGACUCAGGAGGCAGGAAUCCCUCUCUAUUUCCCUGCAGACCCUGGAAGACCUUUGGGGGUUGGGGCAAGCAGACCCCUUCUUUCCUGCCAUCCUCAGGCCUGUGUGAUUACAGAAUGUUUGACACCUAAAUUUGAUCAUCGUAAUAACAAAAUAUAUCUGUUCCAAAAUAUAAGAAGAAUGCGCAGAUGUAAAAUUGUUGUUUGCUGACAUUUCUCCAGAAUGUGACCCUUGAAGGUCCUUAAAGAUGGUGUCACAUUCGAAAGCAAUGUACAAGUAAGAUUUUCUCAUAUCCUAAGAAUCCCCAAGUGUGCACAUAGCUUGCUGAGAAGCCAUGGACAUUUGUAAGUUAAAUUCACACAAUCUGGAAUGUUCUUUCACCCAGAAAGCCACUGGGAUCGCUCCCUCAAAAUCCUUCCAGUCUUUACUCAAUGAAAAUUUCCUCAGCCAUCUUAUCAAAAAUGUGAACCACACCACGCAAACCUUCAUAUCCCAUCCCUGGAGGUUUGGUUUCCUGGUUUGGGUGGUUUAGUUUUAAUACUUAGCACACUCUGACUGACUCAAAAAAAAAAAAAGAAAUCCAGUUCCUGUAGCGUCUAUUCUGAUUCAUGACGACCUCAUGUGUGUGUGAGCAGAGCUGUGCUCUAUAGGAUUUUCAAUGAUUAUGACCUUUCAGGAGCAGAUCGCCAGGCCUUUCUUCCAAGACACCUCUGGGUGGGCUAGAACCAUCAACCUUUCGGUUGGUAGCUGAGUGCUUAACCAUCUGCACCCCUCAGGGACCCCUUGACCUACUCCAACAUGUGUUUGUUUUCUUCAUUGCUGUCACUCUUGCCCCCAGAACAUCAGCUGUUCACUGCUGGGCCCCAGUUCCUGGUGCAGCACCUGGCACACUGUUGAUGCCCUAUAAAUAUUGAUUGAGUGCAGUAGUUAAUUACAUUUCUAUGAAAUGCGGCAUUAAGCCAUCUUCUCUGAUGUUUUCCUUCAUGAAAAUUGCAUUGCAUUUCAAAGCAAUGCGUAGGUUAGGUCUUCUGGCUUUGCAAGAAUCCCAGUGAAUGCAUGACUGCUUCCAAGAUAUCCCAGCCUAUUCUAAGUUAGACAACGCACUGCUGUGGAGUCAAUUCUGACUCAGAGCGACCCUAUACGACAGAGAAGAACGGCCCCCUAGGGUGCCCAAGGCUGUAAAUCUACAGAAGCAGACUGCCACAUCUUUCUCCUGCAGAGCGCCUGGUGGGUUCAAACCACCGACUUUUUGGUUAGCAGCCAAGUGCUUUAACCACAGUGCCACCAGAGCUCAAAUUAAACCAGUUACUCAUAAAACAAAAAAAAAAAAAAAACACAUUGCUGUCAAGUAGAUUCCAACCAUGAUGAUCUAAUAUGUUACAGAGUAGAACUGCCCCCUAGAUUUUCUAGGCUGUAAUCGUUACAGAAGCAGAUUGCCAGGUCUUUCCUCCACGGUAGUGCUGGGUAGGUUCAAACUGCCAACCUUUAGAUUAGCAGGUGAGCACAAACCAUUUGUGCCCCCCUCAGGGACCUCAGUUUACUCAUAGUCAUAUAUAUAUCGAAAACCCAUUGCUGUCGAGUCAGUUCUGACUCAUAGCAACCCCACAGGUCAGAGAAGAACUGCCCUAUAGGGUUUUCAAGGAGCACCUGGUGGAUUUGAACUGCCAACCUGUUGGUUAGCAACCAAACACUUAACCACUACACCACCAGGGCCCAUAUAUAUAUAGUUGUAUAUCGUUUUUUGAGUUUUUUACAUAUAUAUAUAUAUAUAUAUAUAUAUAUUGGUUAUUAGUUGCCAUCAAGUUGAGUCUGAUUCAUGAUGACCAUAUAUAUAACAGAACAAAAUGCUGCCCUAUCUGCCCCUUCAUGAUUCUGGCGUGUUUCAGUCCAUCCUUGUGCGUCCCAGCUUGGAGGCUUAUCUUCCAGUGCUGUAUCAGAUAUAUUCUGUUGUGAGCCCUAAGGUUUUCAUUGACUGACUUUCAGAAGUAGAUUGCCAGGCCUUUCUUCCUACUCUGUUUUAGUCUGGAAGCUCUGCUGAAACCAAUUCACCACGGGUGAUCCUGCUGGUAUUUGAAAUACCAAUGGCACAGCGUCCAACAUCAUAGUAACACAUGUUGAAGACUGAAGCCUGUUAAAGAUACGAAGCUCAGCCCUGGCACCCUCUGCACCCAAGAGUUCCAUGCAGGUGCCACAGGAUGGAGAGGACCUUGCCAGCCAACCCUGGUACCACGGCCCCCUGUCCCGCCAGAAGGCCGAGGCUCUCCUUCAGCAAGAUGGUGACUUCCUGGUUCGUGCUUCUGGGUCCCGCGGGGGCCACCCCGUGCUCACCUGCCGCUGGCGAGGCUCUGUCCUUCACUUCGAGGUGCUACGUGUGGCGCUGCGGCCCCGGCCAGGCCGGCCUCCGGCCCUCUUCCAGCUGGAGGACGAGCGCUUCCCCAGCCUGCCGGCCCUGGUCCGCAGCUACGUGACCGGUCAGCGCCCACUGUCCCAGGCUACAGGGGCCGUGGCCUCCCGGCCUGUGACCCGCCAGGGGCCUCUACCGCGCAGCUUUAGCGAGGACGCCCUUACAGACAGCCCAGCUUGGAGAGAGCCACUCAGGACUAGAAAGUGGAGCGACAGUCAGCCAGCAGGUCUGGAGCAUACGGGGCAGUCAAGAGAGGACCAUUCUGGACCAGGAGCCUUGGCCUUGCCCCGAUCUGCUCUGCCUCGGACAGGCAGUGACCCCUUGCUGUUGAAGACCCAGACUCCCCUGGGGGCUGUUGCUGACAGCCUCAGGGCCUCCGAUGGGCAGCUUCAUGCCAAGGCACCCACCAAGCCCCCCCGGACACCCUCCCUGGUGCCGCCUGAGGCCUCCGGACGCCCCCCAACAUACUGUGAGCUGGUGCCCCGUGUGCCCAGUGCACAGGGAGCACCCCCUGGCCAAGGCUGCCCAGAGCCAGAGACCCCAUGGUGGGAGGCCCAUGAGGAGGAGGAGGAUGAGGAAGACAGAACUUUCCAGAGACCCCAGGCCCAGGUCUCUUUCUGCCACCCUGAUACCCCAUCUCGCCUGCUGGGCCCCAAGAACCGGCCCCUGGAACCCGGGGUCCUGCACACUCUCCGGGGCCUGUUCCUGGAGCACCAUCCUAGGAGCACUGCCCUCCACCUGCUGUUGGUGGACUGCCAGGCCACAGGCCUCCUGGGAGUGACCAGGGCUCAGAAGAGAGCCAUGGGAGUCACCUCUGGCCUGGAGCUGCUUACACUUCCCCAAGGGCAUCGCUUGAGGUUGGAACUGCUGGAGAGGCAAGAGGCACUGGCGCUGGCCGGGGCGCUGGCCGUGCUGGGAUGCGCAGGGCCGCUGGAGGAACGCGCGGCCGCGCUGAGGGGCCUGGUGGAGCUGGCGCUGGCGCUGCGGCCAGGGGCCGCAGGGGACCUGCCGGGGCUGGCCGCGGUCAUGGGCGCCCUGCUCAUGCCCCAGGUGCUGGGGGAGAAGGGCUGGGGAGGCGGCCGUGCAGGUGACGGGGGAGAGGAGGCAAGCUCUGUUCUCAUCCCGCGCACUCAGGUGUCCCGGUUGGAGCGCACAUGGCGCCAGCUCCGGCGAAGCUACACGGAAGCGGCGCUGGCCUUCGAACAGGAGCUGAAGCCGCUGAUGCGGGCGCUGGACGAGAGCACCGGACCCUGCCAGCCCGGCGAGGUGGCGCUGCCGCACGUAGCACCCGUGGUACGUCUGCUGGAGGGUGAGGAACUGCCGGGGCAGCCAGACGAGAGCUGUGAGCAGCUGCUGCGCACCCUGAGCGGGGCGCGUCGCAUGGCCAGGGACGCGCCCAAGUUCCGUGAGGUGGCAGCCCAGCGCCUGCGAGGAUUCCAGCUGAACCCUGAGCUGAAGGAGGCACUGACCACCAGCUUCCUGCGGAGGCUGCUCUGGGGGAGCCGGGGAGCGCAGGCACCACAGGCCCAGCGCCUCGAGAAGUUCCAGCGUGUCCUUAGCACCCUGUCGCAGCGCCUGGAGCCCGACGACUGAGAGCGUGAUCAUGUUCUUCCCACCCUGCACGGUGCUAUGCAUACCAAGGAAGUGGCCCCAGAACCCUCACUCAGUCACAGACUGUGGGGAUCCGCCUCCUUCACAUAAUGGGUGUGGGGGGCAGGCUUGCAAGAGCCUAUCCUGCCCCCUAAAAUGCACAUGGAUCCUGGGGGGCAGCCUCUUUCCCUGCAGUACAAGAUCCAGGUGUCUGCAGGCUCUGGACAUGCCUGCCCCCUCCACAUAUAUACCCCCCACAGCUGGGACACCCAAGAAGGCACCAGCAGCCCACCAAUGGUGGACCCGUGGCUUUUGGUAAGAGAACCUAGGGAGGCAGCAGCAGCAGCCAAAGUUCAAAUGUGACUCUGCCUCUUUAAAUGCUGUGUGACUUCUUGUAGAUGGCUUGCCCUCUCUGUGCCUGCCUGCAACAUUAAAGUGAGACCGUGUGCUUUCUAGGAUUGUUGGGGGAUUAAAGCUCAAUGUUUAAAUGAGAUCACGGGCACAUAGUAGGCACCCAAUGCUACCUGUUUUCAGGAAGCUGCACUACACACAGAAGGGAUAAAGCCCAAUGCCCUUCUCAAGCCAACUCCCAGGACGCAGCAGGGUUUUUGCCCAAGGACCCUGGUCAGCCCAUGUCUGCCUCCAGCACCUCCCUCACUGUAUGGCCUGUAAGGAGAGCAGUGAUGGGGGAUCCAGCCCCGAUACCGAUCCCAUAAUAAGGUCCAGACUUCAAGAACUUUUUGUCUUUUGUUUUUAUAUAUAAAACAAAAUGGCCCUAGCCGAGCGGCAGGAAGAAAAGAUUUGACACAUGAGUAUGUACAUCGGUGGUGAAAGGCACAGGGGGUCCAUUUGGGGUGGGGGGUGGGGGGCAGCAGGU
Molecule: messenger RNA, 6637 nt
Organism: Loxodonta africana (African savanna elephant)
Lineage: Eukaryota; Metazoa; Chordata; Mammalia; Proboscidea; Elephantidae
Gene: SH2D3A
Product: SH2 domain containing 3A
Exons: 9
Coding region: 3946-5763 (605 amino acids)
Biological process (GO): small GTPase-mediated signal transduction; positive regulation of peptidyl-serine phosphorylation
Molecular function (GO): phosphotyrosine residue binding; guanyl-nucleotide exchange factor activity
Source: RefSeq, a predicted model, not a curated record